AUGGAGCUGCAAGGUUGGAAUACGACUUUUUCGCCCGACAACCAAUUGAAUGGGUCCUUGGCUGGUGACACGCCUGGAAAGUCGCCCUUUUACCCGGAUAUUGACCACCAAAGUGUGAGCGGUGGUGCUGGAGGAACAGGAGGAGGCCCGAGUCACCACCAGUCACAUCACGCGAACCACUCGAAUCAUUCGACACCGGGUGCAAAUUUGAACAACGGCAUGGGCGCACCUAGCCAGUUGACUCCUCAACAGAUGCAAUCUUCAAAUACGCCGAAUCACUAUUCGGAGUCGGAACAGAUAUUCCUACAGCACAUCGAACAAAACUUGUACGAGCAUCAACAGUUUCAACAGCAACAGCAACAGCAACAGGCGCACCACCACCAUCAUCACCACCACCAUCAUCAUUCUCACCCGCAUCACCAGCACCACCAACAGCAGGCGCAGCAGCAGCAGCAGCUGCUGCUGCUGCUGCAACUGCAGGGUGGUCCGCAUACUCACCCGGGAGGCACGCCGCUCCAUUUAGACGCAAUGACGCCGCAUCAUCCGGGACAAGUUGACCAUUUCCGGGCAAUUGCUCUGGAUUCGCCUUAUAGUAGGCACGAGCACCCCAAUUCUAGAGAAGGGACCAUUUCCAGCCAUGCCACUCCUUCAAGUAUGCAUGUGAAUUCCAAUCUGAUUCCUAUGCAUCAACAACAACAACAACAACCACCCCAGCAGCAGCAGCAACAACAACAACCACCAUCACAGCAGCAGCAGCAGCAGCAGCAGGUACAUCAACCGCAUCAACAUGGGCCAUUGUCGAGUCAGCCGUCGCAGCUGUUUGAGUUUGGUCUAGAUAAUCUAAAUUUCAUGAUCCCCGAAGAGUUGAACUUUGAUGCCGAUACAAGCCACAUGUCGUCGGCGUUCCCGCCCAAUAUACCCUCGGAACAGACCCCGAGCUUGAUGGCUGUGAAUGCACUCAGAAAGCAGGAAAUGAACGCGAGCGAUUUUGCGUCUCCUAUACUACCGGGCCAAAAUGAGAAACUGUACAACAACCUGCAUUUUUAUCACCGGCAGAAUUCAAGUAACAAGAUUUACACCCAGCAGCAGCAACAACAACAACCACAACAGCAGCAGCAGCAGCAGCAGCAGCAACAGCCGCUACCACACGAGCUGGAGGCGCCUCAACAACAUGUGAGACCCGAUGCUGUUUUCACGCCAUUGGUUAGUCCUGCUGUGACUCCAUUGGAUAAAGGUGCCAAGGGCCAACUGUACCUGCAACAACAACAACAACAACAACAGCAGCAGCAGCAGCAAAAUCCUGUAAAUAUCAACUUUGAGCCACUCACGUCGCCGGCCCUCAAUGCCCAAGUUGCCUCCAGCUCAUCUAACAACGACAAGAGGAGAACCUCGAGCUCGGUUUAUGCUCCAAACACUUUGGAAGAGCAGAAGCCCAACAAGAGAAGAACGCCUCACGGCACACCGGUGCUCAUGGCUAGCAACAAGAGCUACACUUCGCCGUCGGUCAAGCCCAAGUUGAGCAGUUCCCACUCAUAUAACGGCCUGCAAAAGCUUCCCGAGUCUUCGAUUAAAGCCGAGGCCAGUGGCGAGAUGUUGCCUCCCACCGGCGGCAAGCCUUUGGGCAUAAGCGACACGCCAAUGAUGGGCUUCACCAUGGGCAAAUUGGCCGAGGAAGAACAGAACCAGAGCAGCCAAUCGCUGCUUCUGCUGCUGCGUAAGCCCAGUUUGAAGAAAAGCAAAGCCGACCUAUCGCGCAAGUCGUCCAUUUCGAGAUCCAAGUCAAACUCAAGCUCGCUGGAGUGCAGUUCGGUUGCAUCGUCGCCGAAAUUGACGAAAAAACCUGAAAAGUUGGCUACGAAGAAGGCGUCGCAUAAAUUGGCUGAACAGGGGAGAAGAAACAGAAUGAACACGGCAAUCGGCGAGUUGGGCGCGUUGAUCCCGCAGACGUAUCACGACGAAGUCGCUAUCCCUUCCAAAGCCACCACGGUGGAGUUGGCUUCGAAGUAUAUCAGGCAGCUUUUGGGCGAAAUUGACUUGAUGAAGAGGGGUGCCAUCGACGGAGGAGACGACGCUGGUAAUGACAACAGCAAUAACAAUAUUCACGAAAAUGACGACGACGACGACGACGACGACGGGGACGACGAAGCUCUUGCUAACGGCGGCGAUGUCGACAUCGACGAUGCCAACGAUGACGCUAUAAAAGUGGAAAAAGAUUGA
Lodderomyces beijingensis is the source of this 2217-nucleotide messenger RNA. The record is from the annotation of a GenBank genome assembly. NCBI's taxonomy places the organism in Eukaryota, Fungi, Ascomycota, Pichiomycetes, Serinales, Debaryomycetaceae.